AUGCAACACAAUGAAGAUCAGCCGCCCAUUGAGGCAGAUGACUCUGGAAUCGACGACGCCUCCUCCAUCGGCGGUGUCUCAACAGACGAAUCCAGCGCAUCGCUGAGAUCGAGCAUUCUGGAUUACCGCCGUGAGAACGGACGGACGUACCAUCGCAUGAGCGAUGGAAAGUACGUGUUCCCGAACGACGAGCGCGAGCAAGAUCGUCUUGACAUUGUCAAUCAUAUCUGGAUGCUGGCGCUCGACAAUGCCUUCUGUCUGUGUCCCAAGAAUGACGGCACAAAAGCUAAGAGAGUCCUCGACAUCGGAACCGGCACUGGGACCUGGGCCCUCGACUACGCGGAGACAUUCCCGGAGGCCACCGUCCUCGGCGUCGACCUCAGCCCUAUCCAGCCCGGUUUCGUUCCCCCCAACUGCAGCUUCGAGGUGGACGACUUGGAAAAGGAGUGGACCUGGACCAAUCCCUUUGACUUUAUCCUCUGCCGAAACAUGAAUGCGAGCUUUUCAGACUGGAACAACAUCAUCAAGCAGGCGUACGACCACCUCGAGCCCGGCACAGCCAUGGAUAAAUGGGGCGAUCUUUUGGUCGAAGCCUGUACUAAGAUUGGGCGCCCUGUUGACAAGGAGACGGUUCAGUUGGUUGGAAAGAUGGAGGAGACGGGAUUUGAGGACGUGAAGAGGGUUUCGUUCAAGUUUCCGUCCACUGGAUGGCCCAAGGAUAAGAAGCUGAAGGAGCUUGGUGACUGGAACCGCUCCAUGCUCUCGGGCGGUCUGGAGGGCCUGACUCUAGCAUUGCUUACCCGUUACAUGGAUUGGUCCAAGGAAGAGGCAUUGAUACUUUGCGCGCAAGUGAGAAAAGAAUUGGCAGACACACGGAUACAUGCAUACUGGAAUGGAUAUGUCAUCUAUGGACGGAAGCCUUUGAAGGCAGGCGAGGAAGAAAAUUCUCAUUGA
Messenger RNA from Colletotrichum tamarilloi, 954 nucleotides. Its product is annotated as methyltransferase domain-containing protein. The record is from RefSeq and is a predicted model, not a curated record. Lineage: Eukaryota; Fungi; Ascomycota; Sordariomycetes; Glomerellales; Glomerellaceae. The coding region runs from base 1 to 954 and encodes 317 amino acids. The transcript is spliced from 2 exons.